Messenger RNA from Camelina sativa (false flax), 1098 nucleotides. The record is from RefSeq and is a predicted model, not a curated record. Lineage: Eukaryota; Viridiplantae; Streptophyta; Magnoliopsida; Brassicales; Brassicaceae.
AUGGAGGAAGAAGUUACCCUAGUACGAGCAGAUGACCUAAGCCCCGCCGGAAAACCUUUGUACAGGCUUUACUUUAAGGGUCUGGUAAACAGGGAACCAACAAUGUUUUCGGCAGGAUUUGGGGUUGCAAUUUGCAGCGACAAGGAUGAUCUGUUGUUUGACAUGGACAGACCAAUUCCUGACCGCUCCAUUACACUUUUGGAGGCUGAGCUUAUAGCAUUGAAGUGCGGGUUAGAAAAAGCUGUGAUUAUGCAGAUCAAACAUAUCUCAAUCUGCUGUGACGAUGAUGAGAUUUUCGAAUUGGUCAUGGAGAGAUCAACGCCGGAGCGAGAAAGCACUGCCUUGCUAUUGCGUGAUAUACAAGGCAUAAGAAAAUAUUUGACGUCUAGCAUCCCUGUUCUGUUGACUCAAGAUCAAGCUAAUAAAUUAGAGACUUGCACUAUCUGUUUGAACGAUGACAUCGAUGCUGAUCAGAUGUUUCUUGUUGCUAAAUGUGGUCAUAUGUUUUGUUCCGAAUGUUUUAAACGACAUAUAGAGGUGGAACUACGGCAGAGAAGUCUGAUAAGAUGUCCUCAGUAUCAUCGUUGCUAUUCUCUACUGACUUAUCGGAAUUGUGUCAACAUUUUGACACCUAAACUAAAAGAGAUGUGGCAACAAAGGAUCAAAGACGACUCGAUUCCUGUAACGAAUAGAGUUUACUGCCCAAACCCUAGGUGCUCGACUUUAAUGUCCAAAACCGAGCUCUCUGCACAUAUUGGAGUUCGAAGACGCUGUGUAAAAUGCAGUGAACCCUUUUGCAUCAGCUGCAAAGUUCCGUGGCAUACUAACUUGUCGUGCAACGGUUACAAAAAGUUGCAUCCAAAUCCUACCAUAGGCGAUGAAAAGCUCAAAAGACUAGCUAAUAAGAAACUGUGGCGUCAGUGCAAUAAGUGUCAACAAAUGAUUGAACUCUCUGAUGGAUGCGUCAGUGUACUCUGCAGAUGUGGACAUGAGUUUUGCUACCGGUGUGGAGCCGAUGCUGGUGGUUGCCCUCAUGGUCAUAAAUACUUUCCUCAACGAGCGCUGACACUUUGGCGCUGCUGUUUUGUUUGCUUUUAG